ACCCCCCAUGAGACAUAUGUGAUGUGGACCGCAGAUGAGCUGAUGAACUAGCAAGAAAAGUCACAUUCUUCGAGAGUUUGUAAGCAAAAGAACACCUAGUAUACAAACUGAAGUUUUUUGGAACCAUGAAGUGCAACAUGAUAGUAUUAGUUAGGAUAGCUGUCCUCUGGAUGUUUUCGUUUGGCGUCCAAGGCUGGGUAGCUCCAGACUUUUGCCGCGGCUCUGAAUGCCCUGAGUUUACUCUCGUGCAGAAGAUUAAGGAAUUUGAGGAACGUGCGUAUUUUGCAAGCCGAUGGAUAACCACCGAAGUUGCAAGCGCGAAACAGGAUGAUGUGAAGGCUGGCUUUAUGAGGCUAUACCAGUACUGCAAGGGACAGAAUGAAGGAAGCGCAAGUGUCACCACAAAGACGUGGCCUGCAAUAAUCACCAUAACAGAGGUAGGGUCGGCGGACGGAGAUGUGUCGGUGUCUUUCUUCAUUCCCCCCGGCACCGUCCUUCCAAAGCCACAUGACACAACAAUCAGGGAGGAAAACAUACCUGCUCGAACGGUUUAUGUUAAGAUAUUUGGUGGUUUCCCAUCAUAUUCUGCUGCACAGGCCAAUGUGAAGCAACUACGGGAUGAGUUGAAUGAGGCUGGGAAAGCCUUUGAGCUGCAUAAGUACACAGGAGCAGGAUAUCAGAGCCCAUGGGAAAUAUUCAACCAUCACAAUGAGGUCUGGGUCGAGGCUGUAUAAAGGGAAACAUAGAUUGUACUUUCUGUCUGAAUUCAACCCAAAAUGAUCAUAUUGCAUUUCUUUGACCUAAUAAGAUUGUUUUGGGGCCAAUGAGUCUCUUCGAGAUGAGAAUCCAAAUUAUACAAUUUUGAUCGACAGUCAUAUCGUCUUAACACAAAACAACUCUUAUCUUUGUUCUAUUAUUAAUGGGUGGUGCCUAAAUGACCUUUCUAUGGUUAAGUUGAUUAUGUUGUUGAAAACAUGUUUGAGAAUGUGGUGCAACAGCAUUAUUCAGCUUUGAUGAAAUCCACAUUCAAUAAAAAAGUAUAUUGUUUAA
This is a messenger RNA of Hypomesus transpacificus, 1050 nucleotides long. It is a transcript of the gene soul2, whose product is annotated as heme-binding protein soul2. Lineage: Eukaryota; Metazoa; Chordata; Actinopteri; Osmeriformes; Osmeridae. The record is from RefSeq and is a predicted model, not a curated record. Gene Ontology annotation, cellular component: cytoplasm. The coding region runs from base 126 to 734 and encodes 202 amino acids. The transcript is spliced from 4 exons.